Olea europaea var. sylvestris is the source of this 2202-nucleotide messenger RNA. RefSeq names its product receptor-like serine/threonine-protein kinase NCRK. Gene Ontology annotation, molecular function: ATP binding; protein kinase activity. Bases 253 to 2202 code for a protein of 649 amino acids. Gene Ontology annotation, biological process: protein phosphorylation. NCBI's taxonomy places the organism in Eukaryota, Viridiplantae, Streptophyta, Magnoliopsida, Lamiales, Oleaceae. The record is from RefSeq and is a predicted model, not a curated record. The transcript has 11 exons.
UUCACAUCAUAAUUCAUAACCCACGAGUCUUUAUCAGUUUUUCUUAUCUAUUUUGCUGUCAGAUGUCGAUUUUGCAGUUCCUUUUUGGCCUAUUUUUCGAGAUUUCUUGAGGGGUCAGCCUUUAUCUUGAUAAUUAUAAUUUUUGGGAAUUUCCUGCAGAGAAAGUUAUCGGACUCAAUUUUCUGGAACGAGGAAGAUCAGCUCUAUGAACACCAUAAAGUAAGAUAUUGAUGCUGGCUCCAAGUGUCCCAAAUGAAUGUUGGACUUGAACACAUGACACUCCAAGUGGAACUGGCGCUUCUUUUCAUCAUAGCCGUAGUCUGGAUUCAGCAUACCCUUUGCGAUGAAACUUCAAGGACGUCUGAAAAAAACAAGUGGACUUGCACUUGUUCUAUUGCACAACAAGCGAAUAUGAACUUUGUCCUAGCAAACUGCUCGUCAUCCUGUGAUUGCAGGCCUGAUGCAGGAGGAUCAAGUGAAAGCAGAUGGACAUGUACUUGUGCUGCUGAUAGGUUGCCUAGAGUGGUAGGGGAAGAUAGUAAUAGUGGCUGUUUUACGUCAUGCGAUUGCAACUCUGGGACUUUAAGUGCAAAGAAGCAUUGGAAGGAGCAGAUCUUGAGCAAAGUUGUUGUGAUAGUUCUCUUACUCUGUGCAGCAUUCAUAACUAUUGCAUUCAUUGCUACAAUGUUAUGGCAUAUCUAUCGAAAGGAUAAACAUCCCGUUCAAUUGCCUCUAUUCUCAUCGGAUGGACAAACAAGCUGCGGCAGUGGUACCAACUUGAUAAACCAGGGGACUUCUUCAAUGGCUGAAUGUAAAGGUCGUGUAGGUUCAUCCAUGAAACCCUUCAUAGGAUGCAUUCCGAAUACAUCCUUCCAAUUCAGAAGCAAAGCUGGAGCAAUACACGGAACGAUUAUACAGUUCUCAUAUUCUGAAUUGGAAAGUGCAACAAACAAUUUCUCUGAAGCUAAUGUGAUUGGAGUUGGAGGAAGCAGCCAUGUCUACAUUGGUCAUCUCAAAAAUGGAAGAAUCGUUGCAAUUAAGCGAAUAAAAACUAAGGCGGGGCCAGAUGCAGAAUAUGUUUUCUUAACUGAGAUAGAAUUGAUAUCAAGACUUCAUCAUUGUCAUGUGGUGCCUUUGCUUGGAUAUUGCUCAGAUCAUCAGGGAAAGCAUGCUGAGAGGCUGCUAGUGUUUGACUACGUGCCUAACGGUAAUCUCAGGGAGUGUUUAGAUGGGGAUUCAGGGCAAUUUCUGGACUGGAGCACUCGUAUUUCAAUAGCUCUUGGAGCAGCGCGUGGCUUGGAAUAUCUUCAUGAAGCAGCUGCACCAAGAAUUUUGCACAGAGACGUUAAAUCCACUAAUAUUCUUUUGGAUGAGAAUUGGAAAGCCAAGAUUACUGAUCUUGGCAUGGCUAAACACCUGAAUAAUGACGGGAUUCAAAGUUGUUCCAGUUCUCCAGCCAGAAUGCAAGGCACUUUUGGUUACUUUGCACCAGAGUACGCAAUAGUUGGAAAAGCUUCCUUGAAGUCUGAUGUAUUCAGUUUUGGUGUGGUUCUUCUCGAACUCAUCACUGGUCGGCAUCCCAUCCACAAGUCUGAAAACAAAGGCGAACAAAGUCUCGUAAUAUGGGCAACACCGCGUUUGCAUGACAGUAGGCGAGUGAUUUCUGAGUUGCUGGACCCACGUCUCAAAGGGACUUUCCCAGAAGAUGAGAUGCAAGUAAUGGCUUACUUAGCCAAGGAGUGCUUAUUAUUGGAUCCUGAUUCUCGACCAACCAUGAGUGAGGUUGUCCAAAUUCUUUCAGCUGUUGCACCAGAGAAAUCUAAAAGAAAAAGCUUGCAACUUCAUUCUUUUAAGUAUUCAUCCAUCGAUGCCACAGAAAUUGGAAACUCUGAUAAGUACGAUGAAGAACUUCUUCAGCCCAUUGCAAUUGAGGAAAUCAAGCAAAUUACAUCGGAACAACCAGCUCGAUCCUCACUGCCUCCCAACGUCAUUACUAAUCUCUGUGUCAACGAGAGUGAGAGAGAAGCAAAUAAUCCUUCCACUGAUAUGGAAAUAUUGAUGCUUACCUCAAGGUCGAAAAAGUGGGAUGCGACAGAGGAUGAAAUAGUGGACUUAACUGAACCCCGGUUUGAAUCAUUCAGUUUACCUAACAUCAACUCUCAAAUAUUANAUUUUUUUUUUUUUUUUUUUUUUUUUUUUUAG